Symbiodinium sp. CCMP2592 is the source of this 1707-nucleotide messenger RNA. Lineage: Eukaryota; Dinophyceae; Suessiales; Symbiodiniaceae. The record is from the annotation of a GenBank genome assembly.
AUGGCAGACAGGAGUCGAAGCCCACGACUUGAUCGAAUUGAUCGCAUUCCGGAAGAAUGUGGACACGACGAGGAUUGGGUUUCGCUGGAGGAAGCGGAGCGCUUCAAGUGCCCGAUCUGUUACUUGGUGGCCAAGAAUGCCGUGUCUCAUGACUGCGGGGCAUCCCUGUUCUGCGAAAGCUGCUGGAACGGUUGGAUGACGCGCGAUAACAGAUGCCCGAGCUGCAGAAAAGAUGCUUCAACUUUUGCGCCCGCACACUUUGAGCGGCGCACCAUCAAGAACUUGAUGCUGAAUUGCCCAAACGGCUGUGGGAUGACGCUUUCCUUGGCCGACAAAGCGUCCCACGUCAAGAACCAGUGCCCCAACCGCCUUGUCCCUUGCAAAAAGUGCGAUGGCAGCUUUCCUGCUCAUGAGCUCGCAGCGCACAAGGAGAGCUGCAGGGGUCGCCCGGAGCCCUGCAUCAUUUGUGGCGAGAUGGUCGCAGCAGCCGACAUGAAGCGGCACUUCAAGAAGACUAAAGGACACCUCUCGGCUUUGCUGAAAAAGGCCAAGACGCUGGGCGAAGAAGUGUCCGAGCUCAAGGCGGAGCGCGCGCUCCGCGAGGCGGAGGCUGAGGAGAUGCUCCGAGCCCUACCCGCCCAGCAGGGCAGGAUCCCGGCAGGUCCCCCACCGCCGAGGUGGUUCGCCCCCGUCCCUCCUCCGGCGCCGGCGCCGGCGGCGGCGGCGGAGCCUCCACCACAGGCAGUAGCCGCCGAGCUGCCGCCGAACGUCGAGGUGGUGCCUCCGAGGAUUCCACAGGAGCAACGGGCUGCCGCAGCACCGGUGCCGGCCCUCCAGGUGCAGCUGCUGGCCAGUGGAGCUGACGACAGGAGUGUUUGUUUGUGGGAUGCCCGCACCGGGGCGGUCAGUGCUACACUCAGCGGGCACAGGGAUAUCCUCUUCUCAGUGUGCUGCCUCAGCCCUACGACAUUAGCCAGCGCAAGUGCUGACCACACCAUCAAAGUUUGGGACCUUCAACGCCUCACCUGCACAAGGACCCUUUGGGGCGGUGGAAACACAGCCGUACGCUCUGUUUGCCAGCUUGAUGCCACGACUUUGGCAAGCGCCGAAUUUGGUGCCGUCAAGGUGUGGGACCUGCGCACAGGCAGGCCUCAAGCCUUGUUGCCUAGUAACAACGCUCGCUUCCUCGACUGCAUUUGCUCGCUGACGGCAACGACUUUGGUCAGCUGUGGUCUUGAUGGCUUGCAGAUUUGGGAUGUCACGGCCAUGCGCUGCACAGAUGUGUUCAUCAAUGACGACCAAUCGUCACGGAAGUCCGUGCGAGUCGUCACACCGAGGACGGUUGUAGCCGGUGGAAACACAGGUGCAGAUCUCUGGGAUUUCCCUACUCGCACGAAAGUGAAAGACUUCCUAGGCCAUGCAGCGGAUGUGCUCGAUGUUUGUGCGCUUGCGCCUGACACUGUGGCUACAGCCGGUAAAGAUGCGAGUGUCAAAGUGUGGGAUUGCAGCACUGGCAAUUGCAGCAAAACUUUAGUUGGACACGCCGAAGGGGUCUACUCCAUUUGUGCUUUGUCGUCUUCGACCCUUGCUACGGGUGGCCGAGAUUCAACGGUGAAGCUCUGGGAUGCUAACACAGGCGCUUGCACGCGGACUCUGACUCGACACAGGGGGUUCGUACGAUGCCUCUGCCCGCUGAAGCCAGCUUAG